Fomitiporia mediterranea MF3/22 is the source of this 1251-nucleotide messenger RNA. RefSeq lists its product as uncharacterized. The record is from RefSeq and is a predicted model, not a curated record. NCBI's taxonomy places the organism in Eukaryota, Fungi, Basidiomycota, Agaricomycetes, Hymenochaetales, Hymenochaetaceae. The coding region runs from base 1 to 1251 and encodes 416 amino acids. The transcript is spliced from 2 exons.
AUGGACUUCUCCUCGACUAGCCCUCCUGCAGGCGAUCCUUUGUCGUCCAUAUUUGUUCCGGAUGUCAAUACAUCCAACGCAUUCAAUCACGGCACGAAUGUAGGCAAGGAUACUCAGCCACAACAAUUCGUUGGGUCUGGCAUACCAGCGUAUGUGGAAGGUUUGAAUGACCAAGCGACAUGGAACAAUGACUUGUCCAGUGCGCACAGCGUCCACAACAGCGGUCUGAUCCUUGAUGGUCAACUGGCGAGCCCUAUGCCUGGACCAUGGAACAACCACAAUUUGGUCGAUACACUUCUUCGUUCUUACGAUGGAGGGAUGCAUUUAUUCCAUCAUGACCAAGCUUUUGGGAACUCGUCAAUACCCUUUGGCAACGGCACGCUUCCCGCUUCUACCUCCCGUGAGAGCUCCGUUUCCUCUUGGUCAUCAGGUUCUUCACGCUCGACAUCGUCACUCAUGACUCCUCAUUGGACCCAAGCGCCGAGCUUGCAAACUCCGUUUCUCCAGCAACAUGCUCUCUUCAUGAAUACUCCAAUCCCCGAUGUUCAGCAGCCACAGAUGGCGAACAGCUUCAUGGGAAGCGCUAUGACUAGAACGCAGCCGAUUUCGCUGCCAGUUCCAAUGCAGGCACAGAACAUCCCCGAACUUCAAUUCCGCUACUACAAACACGAUAAUACCUUGGAUAACGUUACUCUCCCCGAGCCCAUCGCCGCUAGGUCAGGUGCAGCUGGUGUUGGUAUUGACAACUCGUCUCCUAUUCCGUUGAUGUCGACGUCCUCUACGCCCCAGUCUCAAGCUGCUGGUCCCUCCAGUGCUCGUGAGAAAGCAAAAUCCAAAGGAAAGGAAAAGGUCGACGACUCCAAGAAGACCGAGAACAUUGGUCCUAUACGUUCGAAGAAACGGAAGAGCCCAAAUUCAACUGUACCUUGCAAGGAUCCAACAUGCGACAAACUCUUCUUUUGUAAAAAAACCAUGUUGCGGCACGUAACCUCUCGCCAUGACAAGGAGAAGAGAUUGUUUUGUCCGGGCCUCCAUGCUGUACGCGAUGACAGCAUGCGAAAAUGCACGCACGCGUCUGGGUACGCCCGAGAGGAUUCUCUCAAGCGCCAUCUGGAUAGCGCAAAGGAAAACGACCCUUGCCGUAUCGAAGCGAAGAAAUUGGGAUGGAACCCAGCAGUUCCUGGAAGCAUCCAAAGGUUGAAAAAGUACCGACCGAGUAAUUCCAAUGGCGAGAUGGCAGAGAAUAUUUGA